CAGUUUUUCUGUAUCCUAUUUGUCCUGCUUUGUAUCCUAGAAAAACAAAGAGCAAAUUCUUCAGACCUACUUUUUAUUUUUCAUUUAGAACAUUACUACAAGCCAUUACCACAUUUACAUCACAAAGUACUUACAUUCGUAGAUUGGCGGAAGAUGCUUUUAAAUUUCAGCUAAUUGAAAACCACUCUGAGUGAUUACAAUCAAGUGAACCUAAAGGUGCCAAUGAUGAGUAGGGAGGGGUUGAGCCAUUACAGGGUAACAUUUUUCAGAAGAGAGAAAUUAUGUCUGUGGAUGAGGUAUAUAUAUGAAAGGACAGGACACAAUACAAUUAGCAAAGGGGAAAGGAAUAAGAUGUGAAUCGGGUAAAGAAAAGUGAGCAGGUAAAGAAGAGAAAACACAAAUUAAGGCCUGGAAAAAAAAGUAUUUUUUUAAUGGAUUUUAAAGAACAGAAUAUAUUUAUAACAGUCAUGGUAAUGAAGGGUUAUUAAGGUUUUCAGGAGAGAGUAAAGAGAUCAAUUCUGAAAUAACAGACCUAGGAUACAGAAGAACAACAACAAAAUUACAUCAAUCACUCAAGCAUAUACCGAAAUUUAUUGAAUCUUUGCUGGUGACAUCUGUAGGACCACAAGUGAGAAUGGCCUGGAUGUACCCCACUCUAUUCACUAUAUGUCUUUUCAUAGCCUGCAGGGGCCAAGAAACCUCCAAAGAGAAGAUAAAAAUGAACAACUCAACUUAUGGAAAGCUUGCUAAUUAUUUGAUGGAUGGAUACAACAAGGCCGUGAGGCCUGUACUAAAUUGGAAGCAAAAAACCACUGUGGAGUUAGAUGUCACUUUGUAUGCCCUCUUGAAUGUGGAUGAAAAAAAUCAGUUGAUCUCCUGUUACCUCUGGUUUAAUCAGAGCUGGAUGGAUGAAUUUCUCUCAUGGGAUCCUAUGCAAUUUGACAAUGUGACUAAAAUUUCCAUUCCUGCACACCACGUCUGGCAGCCAGAUACUACAAUUACUGAAUCGUUAAAUGAGGAAAAGCCCCGUGAGAUCAGUUAUGUCACUAUAAACAACAAUGGCAAAGUUUCCCAGUACAAACCAAUGCAUGUAGAUUCUGCUUGCAUCCUCAACAUCCACAGUUUUCCGUUUGAUUACCAGAACUGCUCCCUCUCAUUCGCAAGCUGGGCUUACACAAUUGAGGAUAUUGAUUUUGCCUAUUUGAAGAUUGGAGACGCAUAUUUCCCAGACAACCUUAAGAGUGAGGGGGAGUGGGAUGUUAGGGAUGUUAUUUCCAAACACGUACAGCAACAAGACAAUGGUUUAAACUAUGGAGAAGUCCUCUAUUUUAUUAUUAUCAGAAGGAGGCCUCUGUUCUACAUUGUUAAUCUGAUUUUUCCAAGUAUGUUGCUCAUGAUCAUGGAUAUUGUUGGAUUUUACCUUCCUCCUGAGGGUGGGGAGAGAGUUUCUUUCAAGGUUACUCUACUUCUAGGCUACUCAGUUUUCCUUAUCGUCGUUGCAGAACAAUUGCCAGCAACUGGGAUGCCGGUUAUAGGUGUGUACUUUGUGCUGUGCAUGAUAAUGCUUGUUGUCAGCUUGAUGGAAAGCAUACUGCUAGUUCGAAUAAUCCACAAGGAGAGCCUACACCCAGAGGUUCCUAAGUGGCUGAAGAAAUUUAUCUUGGUAGUAGUGGCUCCCCUGGUUUGCUUGAAAGAAUGGAUACAGUUUACUACACCUGAGGAAGACAGUUCAUCAUCAACUGAACAAACAGGGAAAAGCACCGAGAAACUGACAAUUUACAAUAAUGAAAAUGUAUUGGAUGACACCAGGCAGCUGCAAGUGGGACAGGAUUCAGAAUUGCUUCUUAACAUACUAAAAGAAGUUGGAUCCAUUCGAGAACAUCUGAAAAAAAGCAACCAACAAUAUGUUAUCCAGGAGUGGCUUCAAAUUAGCUACAUUAUUGACAAAUUACUUUUUCGAUUGUAUCUCAUUAUAUUGUUGGUAUCUGGACUUUCUAUUGGAUGUAUAUGGGCACGCUGGCAGGUUAUUUGAAUUUAAUUAGAUCCAUGGAGAAGGUUUUAUGCCUGAAAAAGUUGUAUUAAAAUUAGGACUAUGAAUAGUUUUUCAAAAAGGAGUGCACAUAGCAAAGUUUCUAAAACAUACAGUAGCUUAGACCAGUGGUUCUCAACCCUGUCCUCAAGUACUCCCAACAAGCCAUGUUUUGGGAAUUUCUCUUAGAUAAAAUAGCUGUCCAAAAUACCAAGCCAUUGACUCUGAAUUAAAGCACAUGUACAUGAUUAAAGAAAACCUGCAAACAUGGCCUGUUGGGGGUACUUGAUGACAGGGUUGAUAACCACUGGUUUAGACCAUGGAAGCCAGAGUAGUACAUCUAUCUAUAUAUUUUGAUUUAUGGGUAGGGGUGAGCAUGGUAAUUUUGGCUAAAUUGAUUUCUUUAUAUAAUUACCAAUUUUGUCUAUGCUUUUUUGUUUUACCUUUUUUUUUUCAUUUUUUUUGUAAAAAUAAAGUAAGUAAUUGAGGCUAAAAGGUGUCCAUUUUUUUUUUUUUAUACAAGACCAUUGAUGGGAGCUCAUCUAUCUUUUAGAAACCUUUUAAAGUCCACUGUAGCCUUAUUAAACCACCUUAAUUUUACCUUCCCUAUUUAUUUUAAAGCAUUCCAUCAAAAUUGUGAAAACUUGACAAAAUAUCUUGAUUUUUACAGAUGUUUCAUGAAGGGGAAAUAUCUUGAUUUUGCUCAUGGACACUGUAUUACUUUUUCUAAUUUGAUUAGCUAAAUUAGUGAACCAAAUUGUGUGUAGCAGAGAAUCAACGUUUUUAAUAUUGCGAAUAUAAUAUAUAGGAAGAUAAUUUUUCUGUAAACUUUUGAUUGGUGGGAAAAAAAACUAUCAAGUUCUUCUUUCAGACAUUUGCCUUAACAAGUUCCAAUAAAAAUUCACCUCACUUAAAGUCCAUAUAUAGCUAAAACUUUGCGAUAACGUUUUGGAGAUUUUCUGAGUAUUAGAACCUUUGUAACAUUAUUAAAAACAAAUAUUAAAAUAAAAAUUGUCCCAAAACCAUUAUUAAUUUUAACCAGUGUAUUUA
Molecule: messenger RNA, 3079 nt
Organism: Rana temporaria (common frog)
Lineage: Eukaryota; Metazoa; Chordata; Amphibia; Anura; Ranidae
Product: 5-hydroxytryptamine receptor 3A-like
Exons: 9
Coding region: 635-2032 (465 amino acids)
Biological process (GO): nervous system process; regulation of membrane potential; chemical synaptic transmission
Cellular component (GO): synapse; membrane; neuron projection
Molecular function (GO): extracellular ligand-gated monoatomic ion channel activity; neurotransmitter receptor activity; transmembrane signaling receptor activity
Source: RefSeq, a predicted model, not a curated record